Molecule: messenger RNA, 1207 nt
Organism: Arabidopsis lyrata subsp. lyrata
Lineage: Eukaryota; Viridiplantae; Streptophyta; Magnoliopsida; Brassicales; Brassicaceae
Product: calcineurin B-like protein 4
Exons: 9
Coding region: 411-1064 (217 amino acids)
Biological process (GO): calcium-mediated signaling
Molecular function (GO): calcium ion binding; kinase binding
Source: RefSeq, a predicted model, not a curated record
GAAUGGUUGAGGAAACUAUAAUUUAUAUUUUGUCAUUACAAUAGCUUUAUAUAAAAAAGAUUUUGAAAACCGACAUUACAUCGCGAUCCAUCUGCGCAUGGAUGGACACAAACCAAACCGAUGUUGGGAAGCUCGUCACAGUUUGUUCUUCUAUUUAAUUAAAUCUCAUUUUGCCCUUUUCAUUUUCCAACCAACACCAUUAUUCAAGAUCGAGAGAAGUGAAGAGUCGACAAGAACAUAGAGAGAUUGAUUACACAGUACUUCUCGAUCGAUCCAACGAAUACGAAAGUAGGAUCGAAGGGUUGUUAUUAAUAAGGAAGAAUGACAUAUCUGUAAACCAAGAUUAUUGAUGUUUGGUUGUAGAGUGAGAAAAGCAAAGACGAGUAACAGUUGAGAGAAGGUGUGUUUGUAUGGGCUGCUCUGUGUCGAAGAAGAAGAACAAGAAUGCAAUGCGACCGCCGGGAUAUGAGGAUCCCGAGCUUCUUGCCUCCAUUACGCCAUUUACGGUAGCUGAAGUGGAGGCUUUGUAUGAACUGUUCAAGAAACUAAGCAGCUCAAUUAUUGACGACGGUCUGAUUCAUAAGGAAGAAUUCCAGCUGGCUUUAUUCAGAAAUAGGAACAGGAGGAAUCUCUUCGCUGAUCGGAUAUUUGAUGUAUUUGAUGUGAAGCGAAAUGGAGUGAUCGAGUUUGGGGAAUUUGUCCGGUCCUUAGGCGUCUUCCAUCCAAACGCACCGGUCCACGAAAAAAUCAAAUUUGCUUUCAAAUUGUACGAUUUACGGCAAACUGGAUUCAUCGAGCGAGAAGAAUUGAAAGAGAUGGUAAUCGCGCUUCUUCACGAAUCAGAACUAGUUCUUUCCGAAGAUAUGAUCGAAGUAAUGGUUGAUAAGGCUUUUGUGGAAGCAGACCGCAAAAACGACGGAAAAAUUGAUAUAGAUGAAUGGAAAGAUUUUGUAUCCUUGAAUCCAUCGCUCAUCAAGAACAUGACUUUGCCCUAUCUAAAGGACAUAAAGGGGACGUUUCCAAGUUUUGUUUCAUCUUGUGAAGACGAAGAAUUGGAAUUAUAAAACGUAUCUUUCUAAUAGAAGCCAUGCAAGAAAGAUAAAUAUAUUAUAUAAAUGAAUAUUUUUGUACAAAAAAUCUUAAAGAGGACGAUAGAGAUGUAAGUUAGGAUUCGGAAAUAAACCGAUCUUGAUAAGGAUCUUGUACU